UUUCUGCAUCUAACGUCUGAAACGCAGCAUGUCAGGAGAGUUUGAGAGCGUUGAAAAGUCGCUGGAAAAGCAUCUUCCACCGGGAGAAUUAGCUGAAGUGAGGCGAAUUCUGUAUGGAAAGGAGUUAAGGGCGCUAGAGUUUUCCUCAGAGGUGAAAAAUCUUGCAGACAAGAAGAACUUUGAACUGAAGGGCUAUGCAUUCACUGCAGCAGAGGAGAGUAUGCGUCCACCAAGAAUUGUCCGGGUUGGACUGAUUCAGAACCAGAUUAUCUUACCGACCACUGCACCAAUCCCACAACAGAUUGAGUCCCUCCAUAACAGAAUUUCUCAGAUAAUUGAAGUGGCAGCAAAAUGUGGGGUCAAUGUUAUUUGUACUCAGGAAGCAUGGACUAUGCCUUUUGCAUUUUGCACUAGAGAGAAGCAUCCUUGGUGUGAUUUUGCAGAACCUGCUGAAACUGGAGCCACAGCAAAAUUGAUGCAAGAGUUGGCCAAAAAACACAACAUGGUGAUUGUAUCCUCCAUCUUGGAACGGGAUGAAGAGCAUGGUGAUGUUUUAGCCAAUACUGCAGUGGUCAUUUCAAACACUGGCAAGUACCUUGGAAAAUCUCGGAAAAACCACAUACCUCGCGUUGGGGAUUUCAAUGAGUCUACUUAUUACAUGGAGGGAAAUACAGGGCACAAAGUAUUUCAAACACAGUUUGGCAGAAUAGCCAUCAAUAUCUGUUAUGGCCGUCACCAUCCCCAGAACUGGAUGAUGUAUGGAGUCAAUGGAGCAGAAAUUGUCUUCAAUCCUUCAGCAACUGUGGGAUCUCUCAGCGAGCCAAUGUGGCCCAUAGAAGCAAGGAAUGCUGCUAUUGCAAACAGUUAUUUUACCUGUGCCAUUAACAGAGUAGGAACAGAGGUGUUUCCCAAUGAGUUCUCCUCUGGUGAUGGGAAACCAGCACAUAAAGAUUUUGGUCACUUCUAUGGAUCUAGCUAUGCUGCAGCACCUGACGGAAGUAGAACUCCAGGUUUAUCCAGGACAAGAGAUGGACUACUGGUAGCUGAGAUGGACCUUAAUCUCUGUCGUCAGAUCAAGGACAAGUGGGGUUUCAGAAUGACACAGAGAUUGGACCUGUAUGCAGAAUCCCUGACCAAAGCCGUCCAGCCUGAUUUCAAGCCUGACAUUGGGACGGAGAAGUAAUUGGAUUCAUUACAGAUGAGAAAAAAAAAAUCCUUUCCAAUCCAAUGUGAAUAUGGAACUAAAGUGCCUGGGGGAAUAAUGAUCAUAUAAAAGAUUCAUAAUCAAGCAAAUUAAGUAAAUGAAACCAGAUCACAUAAAAGAAUGUCAGU
Molecule: messenger RNA, 1332 nt
Organism: Saccostrea cuccullata (small rock oyster)
Lineage: Eukaryota; Metazoa; Mollusca; Bivalvia; Ostreida; Ostreidae
Product: beta-ureidopropionase-like
Exons: 15
Coding region: 29-1183 (384 amino acids)
Molecular function (GO): beta-ureidopropionase activity
Source: RefSeq, a predicted model, not a curated record